UAGAACCUCCGCGCUGCUUCUUCUUCGUCUCCGCCGCGCUCGCUCCACGAUAAACCCUAGAAACCUCUCUCUCACGCGCUCUCUCUCCUCUCCCUCUCCUCGUCUCCACCGAGUCUCCGAAGCUCGGCCAUGUCGUCGACGCUCCUCGAGGUGACGCGCGCGGCGCACGAGGACGUGGAGCGCCUGGAGCGGCUCAUCGUACGGGAGCUCCAGGGGGAGCCCGCCAACAACCGCGAGCGCCUCUUCCAGAACCAGCGCGUCCGCCACAUGAUCGAUCUCAUCAUCUCCACCACCGAUAAGCUCGUGGAGAUAUACGAGGACAAGGAUAACGCGAGGAGGGACGAGAUCGCGGCGUUGGGAGGGCAAGGGCCGAGUGGCCCCUCCAAUUUGUUCGGCGCUUUCUAUGAUCGCUUAAAGGAGAUUCGCGACUACCACAGGAGACAUCCUGCUGCUCGUGUUGUUGAUGCAACUGAAGACUAUGAGGAGUUGCUGAAGGAGGAGCCGCACAUUGAAUUCAGUGGCGAGGAAGCUUUUGGUCGGUUCCUUGACAUGCACGAAUUGUACAAUGAGUUUAUCAAUUCAAAAUUUGGAGCGCCGAUGGAAUACUCUGCUUAUGUGGGUACAUUUUCUCAGACCGACAAGAUUCCUCUGAAUCUGAAGUUGACCAGGCAAUACCGAGAAUACUUGGAGCAUCUCUUGGAGUAUCUUAUAUCAUUUUUAGAGCGUACACAGCCAUUGCAAGACCUUGGUAGAAUAUUUUCAAAGUUGGAAACUGAGUUUGAGGAACUCUGGGCUGAAGGCAAGGUUCCUGGGUGGGAGAACGGAGGCACUGAUAAGGGGAACACAUCACUGGAGUCAAUAGUAGAUCUUGAUUACUACAGUACUGUUGAAGAACUCACGGAACUGGGCCCUGAAAAAUUGAAAGAGGCCCUGGCUGCUUAUGGAUUGAAAUCUGGUGGUACAGUUCGGCAGCGUGCAGAGAGGCUGUUUUUACUGAAGCACACUCCCUUGAAGCAACUGGACAGAAAACAUUUCGCCAAAGGUUCAUGGAGUUCUGUGCAAAAUGGGGCAGCGGAGCAGCUCAGUUUGAAGAAGGAAAUUGCAUUGAUGGAAGUUAAGAUGCAACGGCUCUGUGAAUUACUAAAAGAGACUAUUACUCAGACAAUGGAAAAUGCUGAGAAAAAGCCAACCUUGACGUACGAAGAAAUGGAAGCAGAGCGUGAAGAGGAGGAUGUACAAGCCGAUACUGAAAGUGAUGACGAAGAACAGCAGAUUUAUAACCCUCUGAAGCUACCUAUGGGUUGGGAUGGCAAGCCUAUCCCCUAUUGGCUUUACAAGCUUCAUGGUCUUGGUCAGGAAUUUAAGUGUGAAAUAUGCGGAAAUCAUAGUUAUUGGGGAAGAAGGGCGUAUGAACGUCAUUUCAAGGAGUGGCGGCACCAACAUGGUAUGCGUUGUCUUGGUAUACCCAAUACUAAGAACUUCAAUGAAGUCACAUCUAUUCAGGAGGCAAAAGAUCUAUGGGAGAAAAUACAGGAACGGCAAGGAUUUAAUAAAUGGCGGCCUGAUCUUGAAGAAGAGUAUGAAGACAAGGAAGGGAAUAUUUACAAUAAGAAAACAUAUACUGAUUUGCAGCGACAAGGCCUGAUCUAAAAGUGCAGAAGUUGUGUUGGAAAAGGGAGAGGAUAUUCUCCUCCGGCAGCAGCGCAUGUUUCCCAAAUUAUUUCUUCAUGUAGACUUGAUCGCUCUAUCACUUUUUCAGUUUCCGCGUGCAGCGUAACUGGUACAAAUCAGGAACUUGUUGUACUCUUUAGCCCAGAGAACCCAAAAACUUGUUUUAUCAUUUUGAGUGUUGAUGUUCACCAUCUACUUCUGUUUUUGUUCGUAUAUACUGUGGUGAGUAACUAUUGAUGAGAUCGACGGCAAUGUGCUUCAGCUUGUCUUGGUUUCGCUCGUAAGUAACUAGGUUGUAUUUUCUAGUUUCGGUUUAAGCCGAAUAUAUCAGAGAGGCCUUUGUAGUGUACAAUGUAUGGUUGGUA
Molecule: messenger RNA, 2036 nt
Organism: Ananas comosus (pineapple)
Lineage: Eukaryota; Viridiplantae; Streptophyta; Magnoliopsida; Poales; Bromeliaceae
Product: splicing factor SF3a60 homolog
Exons: 13
Coding region: 130-1650 (506 amino acids)
Biological process (GO): mRNA splicing, via spliceosome
Cellular component (GO): spliceosomal complex; nucleus
Molecular function (GO): zinc ion binding; RNA binding
Source: RefSeq, a predicted model, not a curated record